Helianthus annuus (common sunflower) is the source of this 927-nucleotide messenger RNA. RefSeq lists its product as uncharacterized. The record is from RefSeq and is a predicted model, not a curated record. The transcript has a single exon. NCBI's taxonomy places the organism in Eukaryota, Viridiplantae, Streptophyta, Magnoliopsida, Asterales, Asteraceae. The coding region runs from base 1 to 927 and encodes 308 amino acids.
AUGGGAGAUCCGGGCUGUUUUACUCUUCCCUGUCUCAUUGACAGCAUGUCUGUCAGUCACGCAUUAGCCGAUUUAGGAGCUACCAUAAACCUUAUGCCUUAUAAGGUUUUUGCUAAAUUAGAUCUAGGUGAACCAUCACCCACUAGAAUGAGCAUUCGACUUGCAGAUCGUUCGAUCAAGUAUCCGCGUGGAUUCAUUGAAAACAUGCUUGUUAAAAUCGAUAAAUUCGUUUUUCCCGUGGAUUUUGUUAUUCUCAACAUGGACGAAGAUUCAAAAGUACCAUUAAUACUUGGACGCCCGUUCCUCAAUACUGCAAGGACGAUUGUUGAUGUGGCAGCUGGCCAAAUCACGCUCCGAGUAAAUGACGAGCACGUGACUUUUGAUAUUAAAGGAGCAAUGCAGCAUCCGCAAAGUCACGAUGACAUGCUUUGCUAUGUCGACAUUGUCGAUACUUGUGUAAGCUCUCAUUUCAAAGGCACGAUAGAAGAAAUUGAUAUGUACACACCUCUUUUGUGUGAGAACCAAGACGACAUUUCACAGGAGCAGCUAGUCUGCCAAAUCAAUGAUGAUGGUUCUCAAGGUCCAGAUCAAUUUGUGGAGAUUGACCGUGAAGUUGAAGAAAAGUCCAAACCAUCGGUUGAAGACCCACCGUCGUUGGAGUUAAAAGAACUCCCACCGCAUCUCGAAUAUGCAUUUCUAGACGAGGAAUGUCACUUGCCAGUCAUCAUUUCAGCAUCUUUAGCAAAAGAAGAAAAGAGACAACUCCUCGAAGUUCUAACGCUUCACAAGAAAUCUAUGGCGUGGAAGAUUAUGGAUAUCAAAGGCAUUAACCCUUCUUUUUGUACUCAUAAAAUUCUCAUGGAAGACGAUUAUAAGACUAGUGCACAACAUCAUUUUAAUUUGCAAGACGUUAUGAAGAUGAAGUAA